UUAGAGCCACCUGUCGGACACGCGCUGCGCAUUAAUUCGCACUCGCGAUAAUUUCGUACGCAAAAAAGCUCCAAAAUAAACAGGUAUCGAUGCACCUGCGGCAGUCUUGCGUAGCGCGGGUGGACGCACACAUGUAGAGCUGAGGGCCGAAGGUGCUUUCGCUAUGAUCAUGCUAUUCAAAGGCAACAGCAGCAGGUUGGAGCAUCUAAUAGAGAAGAUUCAGGCGAAUAAGGAAAACCACGACGUGACCACAGAAGAUUUAAAACAAGCGUUGGGCAGCGUCGGCAGCGUGGGCAGCGUCGGUAGCACGGGGGGCAGCUCGUGGCCGUCGUCGACGCCUGAGCCAUCACCCUCGCCAUCCUCCACGCCGACGUCCCACGACGCCGUCGACGCAGAGGCGGACGCGGACGCCGACCCGCCGUUCACGCUGGGUGCGACUGAGCACACUCCCUACAAAUGUAAAUUCUGCGACAAGGCCUUCCCUAGGCUGUCCUACCUCAAGAAACAUGAACAGACCCAUUCUGAUCAGAUGCCGUUCCGAUGUGAGUUCUGCUCGCAUUUGUUCAAGCACAAGAGGUCCCGCGACCGACACGUCAAACUUCACACCGGUGAUCGGAAAUACCGCUGCGCGCACUGCGAAUCUGCUUUCUCCAGAAGCGACCAUCUGAAGAUACACAUGAAAACUCACGACAACCAAAAGCCGUUUCAAUGCACCGUUUGCAACCGAGGGUACAGCACAGCCGCCGCUCUCACGUCCCACAUGCAGGGGCACAAACGGGAGCGUGAGGGUCGUGAAACAAAUCGAAAGCGGGCCUUGCAUUGCUUGCGUUGCGGAGAUGCAUUCCGGCGACCUGAUCUUCUACAAGCCCACAUGUCAAGUGUCCACGGCGUUGAUGGAACCGCAAUGACACCCCCGCGCCGAGUCGCUUCUCAGCCGCCGCCUACUCUACUUGCAUGCAUAUAUUGCACUCGGGAUACAUUUACCAGCAUGGAACAGUUACAGCUACAUGUACGCGCUGCACACUCAGCACUGUUGAAUGGAGAAACUUCUGUACAGUACACAGUCGAUCAGCCUAUGCCGACCGACUUAAGUAGACGUAGUCCCGAAAAUCUAUCGCCAGCUAAACGUGUUCGGUUAAACUCGGGUUCUACAACACCAAAAACCGCUCUAUCCCCGAGUACUCUUUUAUGUAAUCAGUGUGACGCAGCACUUCCAGACUUCGAAGCUUUUCGAGCACAUUUAAAAGCUCAUAUUGAAGAAGGUGGAGAGCUGGGAAGGACGAGUCCCGCACCUUGUCUCCACUGUGGGGCUACGUUCGCCGAUGCGGCGGCCUCUGAGCGUCACUUGGCCGCACAUUAUCUCGCCGUGUCCUGUGAAUAUACCUGCCACAGUUGUGUGCGCAGUUUCCCUACACCUGAAGAUUUGCAGAAACAUCUUUUUGACAUGCACGCUCAUCAUAUGUACCAGUGCAAUCUUUGUAAAGAAAUAUUUGAUUCAAAAGUAGCCAUACAGGCACAUUUCGCAAUGGCUCAUAGUGCCGAAAACAAAGUGUGGGUAUGUCGGUCCUGUGGUUCCGCUGGAGGAGCGCUGCGUACGGAGGCUGAAGGGUCGGCCCACGUGCGAGCACGUCACGCGGCCGCGCGCUGCACUUGCGGCGCCGUGCUCUCCGGCUCACGUGCGCUCAGGGCCCACGCGGCGGCACAUCACACGUUCCGCUGCCCUGUUCCAACUUGUACUGAAUCCUUCGCUGUGCAAUAUCUACUAGAGCGCCACAUACAAACUCAUCAUGCUGUUGCGCAUCAAGGUGCCAACGGUGAUAUAAUAAGAGCCAAACGAACAGAAAAUAACAACGCCACUGAAGGAGACGGAGCGAGUCCUCCAUGCGUUAGUGGGGGCGAUGGCCAUGCGCCUGUCACGUCAGGCGGAGAUGAACGCAGGCGUAAGAAUGGCGCUGUGGCAUUACAGUGUGCAUACUGUGGCGAACGUACGCGAAGUAGGGCUGAACUAGAGGCGCACACUCGUGCCCACUCCGGAGCAGGCGCGGCGCGGCACAAGUGCCUCAUCUGUGACGAAGUGCUACCUUCUGCUGGCGUACUUGCUGAGCAUAAACUUACACAUUGCAAGGUAGUUGCUGGUGAUACUUGCGCUCGAUGUCGAUCAAGGCUACCAUCAGAAGAGGCGUUCUUGACUCACAUGGCACGGCACCAUCCUGCAUUACCAGCCCCCUGCGUCAUUUGCCGUCAGACCUUAGCUUCGGAGGCUGAAGCGCGUUUGCACGCCCGCUUUCAUUUAAGACCGAAUGAGGACGAACAGAGAUGUGCAAUAUGUCUCCGAGCUUUGUCGGAAAGUGAGGCUGGCGAAGGAGCGAGGGCCUGCAGUGCUUGUUACGCUCGUCACGCUGCCCCGAGACCACCUCCUUCGUCCGAUCAUGACUGCCGUCUUUGCCGUCGAACCCUCGGCUCUCCUACCCGCCUACAAGCCCAUCUUAUAGAACACACAUUCGCUGGCAUUGGAGCGUUUACAUGCUACCUUUGCUCGGCUAUGUUUACAAGCGCAGCGGGACUGCAAAGGCAUUUGCCAGAACACGCAUCAGCACCCAGGCCAUAUGACUGUGGCCGUUGCGGACUGAAGUUCUUCUUCAGAGCCGAACUCGAUAACCACGCGUUCGUUCACCUUGAAGAAGCUGAAAUAGCCCAGAGAGCAUUCUAUGAAGCCUAUGCUCGUGGGGCGGCAUCGGCAUGGGCUGCUUUGCAACCGACAGACCUAGCAUCGCAGCCUACGGUAUCAACUCCAGCCCCAGUUGAUAAUGAAGUGACAGUCAAGCGAGAACCAGAAGUUAAAGAAGAACGCAACGAUGAAUAUAUUGAAGUGUCAUCGCCCCCUCCUCCUCAGCCGCCCCCGCAGCCCGAGCCAGUAUCUACUUCUCCGCCGGUAGUGAAAAUAGAGAAAACUGACGGAGACUGAAUGAAAAUCUAACGUCCAAAAUUAAUACAAUCAAUCUAAUCCAUAACCUACGGAUGACAGAUUGGAGGUAUAGGAGGCUUUCGAUUCGGGGAAACCAAGUUCUAUCCCCGGCACGCACCUCUACCUUUUCGGAGAUAAGUGCGUUAUAAUCAAGUCAAAUUUCACUUGCUUUAAAGGAAAAACCGAGAGGAAACCUGCUCAUAAUUUACUUAAUCGCGACUACGGCCAAAACCCUUCUCAUUCUUGAAAAGAGACCCUUGCUCUUUAGUGGGCUAGUGUAAUGGGUUAUUAAUGAUGAUGAUGAUCUACAUGAAGGGUAAGAAAAUGAUUGCAUUCCUAAUUUUAAUCUGCCAUUUGAUGAUUUUGGAUUAGAUUGAUUUUUAAUUUCGGUUGUAAAUGAACGCUAUCGUCCGGUGUGGGAUCCAGUCCUACUGCAAUACUAGAUUACGUCCUUGCAAAUUAUGCACUAGUUAGUUUUGUUAAAUAGUUGCGUCUGUUAAUGUUGAGCGUUUAGAACGCAAAUAUGUAAAACUUAGAUAGAUCGUCUUCGUUUAUGUUGGUUAGGGAACGUAUGUUUUAUAAUGUUUA
Molecule: messenger RNA, 3553 nt
Organism: Pararge aegeria (speckled wood butterfly)
Lineage: Eukaryota; Metazoa; Arthropoda; Insecta; Lepidoptera; Nymphalidae
Gene: L
Product: zinc finger protein 423 homolog
Exons: 8
Coding region: 164-2965 (933 amino acids)
Biological process (GO): regulation of transcription by RNA polymerase II
Cellular component (GO): nucleus
Molecular function (GO): DNA-binding transcription factor activity, RNA polymerase II-specific; RNA polymerase II transcription regulatory region sequence-specific DNA binding
Source: RefSeq, a predicted model, not a curated record